This is a messenger RNA of Poecile atricapillus (Black-capped chickadee), 2510 nucleotides long. It is a transcript of the gene RFX4, whose product is annotated as regulatory factor X4. Gene Ontology annotation, biological process: regulation of transcription by RNA polymerase II. The coding region runs from base 1 to 2175 and encodes 724 amino acids. The record is from RefSeq and is a predicted model, not a curated record. Lineage: Eukaryota; Metazoa; Chordata; Aves; Passeriformes; Paridae. Gene Ontology annotation, molecular function: DNA-binding transcription factor activity, RNA polymerase II-specific; RNA polymerase II cis-regulatory region sequence-specific DNA binding. The transcript is spliced from 18 exons.
AUGAAUAAAGAGAGUUGGAUUGAGCGAUGUCUCAAUGAAAGUGAAAACAAACGUUAUUCCAGUCACACCUCUCUGGGGAAUGUUUCUAACGAUGAAAAUGAGGAAAAAGAAAAUAAUAGAGCAUCAAAACCGCAUUCAACUCCAGCUACACUGCAAUGGCUGGAGGAGAACUAUGAGAUUGCAGAAGGUGUUUGCAUUCCUCGAAGUGCUCUCUACAUGCAUUACCUGGACUUCUGUGAGAAAAACGACACGCAACCUGUUAAUGCUGCCAGCUUUGGGAAGAUAAUAAGACAACAGUUUCCACAACUAACGACAAGAAGACUUGGAACCAGAGGCCAAUCAAAGUACCAUUAUUAUGGAAUUGCAGUGAAAGAAAACUCCCAGUAUUAUGAUGUGAUGUAUUCUAAAAAAGGAGCAGCUUGGGUCAACGAAACAGGAAAAAAAGAAGUAACCAAACAGACAGUGGCGUAUUCACCACGAUCCAAACUGGGAACAUUGCUGCCAGAGUUUCCAAAUGUCAAAGAUCUAAAUCUGCCAGCCAGCCUGCCAGAGGAGAAGGUUUCUACCUUUAUUAUGAUGUAUAGGACUCACUGUCAGAGGAUACUAGACACUGUAAUAAGAGCAAACUUUGAUGAGGUUCAAAGUUUUCUUCUGCACUUUUGGCAAGGGAUGCCUCCUCACAUGCUGCCCGUACUGGGCUCUUCAACUGUAGUGAAUAUAGUGGGAGUUUGUGACUCAAUUCUGUACAAGGCGAUUUCUGGAGUUUUGAUGCCAACAGUGCUACAGGCCUUACCUGACAGUUUGACGCAGGUGAUCCGAAAGUUUGCAAAGCAACUGGAUGAGUGGCUGAAAGUAGCUCUCCAUGAUUUGCCAGAAAACCUACGAAAUAUCAAAUUUGAGUUGUCCAGAAGAUUCUCACAAAUAUUACGGCGACAGACGUCCCUAAAUCAUCUCUGCCAAGCAUCAAGAACAGUGAUCCACAGUGCAGACAUCACAUUUCAAAUGCUGGAGGACUGGAGGAAUGUGGAUCUGAAUAGCAUUACCAAACAAACCCUCUAUACUAUGGAGGACUCACGGGAGGAACACAGAAAGCUCAUCAUACAAUUGUAUCAGGAGUUUGAUCACCUUUUGGAGGAGCAGUCCCCCAUUGAGUCGUACAUCGAGUGGCUGGAUUCCAUGGUGGACAGAUGUGUUGUAAAGGUAGCUGCCAAGAGACAAGGCUCUUUGAAGAAAGUAGCUCAGCAGUUUCUCCUGAUGUGGUCCUGUUUUGGCACUCGAGUGAUUCGGGACAUGACUUUGCACAGCGCACCCAGCUUUGGGUCUUUUCACCUUAUUCACUUGAUGUUCGAUGACUACGUAUUGUAUCUGCUAGAAUCACUCCAUUGUCAGGAGAAAGCUAAUGAGCUAAUGAGGGCAAUGAAGGGAGAAGGAAGCACAGCAGAAAUACGAGAAGAAAUUAUUCUGAGUGAACCAGCUGCUCCAACUCCAUCCCCAGCGCCGUUCUCCCCAGCUAAAUCUGCCACCUCUGUGGAAAUGCCCUCUGCCCCAUCACCCAUCAGCAACCAGUCCCCAGAGUAUGGUGGCAUAACAGCUACUACAGGGGCCAUGCAAUCCUACACAUGGUCACUCACCUACACUGUGACAACAGCUGCUGGGUCACCUGCUGAGAAUUCCCAACAGCUGUCCUGCAUGAGGAGCCCUCACGUACCUUCAUCAUCCGUCACACACCGGAUACCUGUUUAUCCCCACAGAGAAGAACAUGGAUACACAGGAAGUUACAACUAUGGUAGCUAUAGCAACCAGCAUCCCCAUCCAAUGCAGAGUCAGUAUCCAUCCUUACCACAUGAUACUGCUAUUUCUGGACCACUUCACUACUCAGCUUACCACAGGAGCUCUUCACAGUACCCUUUCAAUGGCCCAACAUCAAGAAUGGAGCCCUGUUUGAUGAGCAGUACUCCCAGGCUGCAUCCCACACCAGUGACUCCGCGCUGGCCAGAGGUCCCAGCUGCCAACUCCUGCUACACGAGCUCCUCCAUGCACUCCACGAGAUACGGGAAUUCCAGUGACAUGUACACGCCCUUGACAACGCGCAGGAAUUCUGAGUACGAGCACAUGCAACACUUUCCCGGCUUUGCCUACAUCAAUGGGGAAGCCACCACAGGCUGGGCUAAGUGAAGAUGACUGGUAUCAGCUAAGCCCACACGCUUACAAGAGUUAGAGAAGCUUCGUGCCGUGUGGGACUUUUCAUGGACGUUCUUCAAGGGAGGUGAAAAUGGAAAAGAUCCCGGGCAGAUAAAUGUAGUUCCUAACGUGGGCAGAUUGCAGACCAGUACAACUGAAUGUUCCUGUAGCCGAAAAAUACUUCUGUGCUGUUCUAAACCGUUUUUGGGCCGAUCUGUGCCUUCUUUAAUUCUGGGCCAACCCUGUGUGCUCUCAGUUUGAGUGAGCCAUUUUUACCCCCUCUCUUAUUGACAAACGUUAAUGAGUCUUAAAAAAAAAAAGGACUGAAA